UGAGCUAUAUUUAUUAUAAAUCACAGGUGAAAUAUAUGAGGACACAGAAAUGGCCUUUAAGAAACCAUAAUUUAUAGUUUUAAAUCUGCAGUUAAGAUGGAAAUCUGCGAACGCUUUGAGUUUAAUCCUACAUUAAGUAAAAAUGCAUACACCAAAUAAUUUACUCAGGUGCAGAGUGUUAUAGUCACAUGAAUAUACAUAGCAGCUUGGAUGAGAUUAUUCAAACUAUAGAUAAUAUAAUAAUUACACAAAUAAUAAUACAUUUGUUUGUUUUCUUGGUUUUUAUAUUAAAUUAUCAAUAGAGAGGAGAGACAAUCAGCCAUUCAAGAUCAGCAACUCCUGAGAUGGGUAACACAGAGCUCCUGCAUCCACGACCUACUGAGGAUGUUGGCAGUCAUACUCAGCAGUCAACAAGAAGGCAUGGAUCUGAAGAUGACUGUUUAACGCCUGUGCCAAAUCAAGAUGCAGACCUGUUGUUAAGUGAUGUCUCAGAUUCCGCUCUUAAUCCUGCCAUUCCACAAUCUCUUGAGGACUCUGAAGUGAAGUUUGGACCCACUGUUGGUGAUGAUAGUGAUACUCAAGACACCACUCUUCCCUGGAAUCCAGAUGACUUGAGCAGCAUGCAGCAUUCUACAAUCAAUGAUGGUCCUGUAUCAUCAAGCAGUCUUCCAGCAUCACCAGAUCCAUUUGACCAAGAAAUCCUUAUUUUGAAAUUAAGACGAGUAAACAUAGUUGAUGAUGUCCUUAAUGUCUUCAUGGAUCCAAAAGUACUGAAUGCUAGUCUAAGAAUGGAGUUUACAAAUGAGAAAGCUAUGGACAGUGAUGGUGUGUCAAGAGAGGCGUACUCUGCAUUCUGGGACCACUUCUUGGACCAGUGUGAGGGGGAAGAUGAACGAGUACCCAGGCUACGACCAGACUAUUCUGAGAAGAAAUGGCAAGCUCUCGGAAGAGUGUGGUUGAAAGGAUACCUGGACCACAAAAUCCUACCAAUCAGACUGUCACCAGCCUUUGUUCUUGCUUGUUGUAAAGGAGUUAGCUCAGUGGAUGAAGAACUAUUGAUGAUGUCAUUUGCCAGAUUUCUUUCAGAGAAUGAGCGUGUGUCGCUUGAAAAAGCACUACAGGGUACCAUUGAUGAAACUGUUGAGGAGGACUUACUUGAUGUCUUCUCCAGAAUGGGCUCACACUGCCUUCCCCCUAAAAACAAUUUACGGGCUGCUAUUUUAACAAUGGCACACAAAGCUCUUCUUCAAGAGCCAAAGUUCAUAAUUGAUUGUUUCCACUCCAGUGUUCAUAAUGCUAUGCCAAUGCUCAUAACCAAAGACAACAUAAUGGAGCUAUAUGAAUCUAAGAGGCCAACUAACAAGAAAGUGGCCCAGAUGAUAAAACCAUCAUUUGAAAGCCUAAAUCCACAAGAGCAGACUGCUCUUAACCACCUGCUACGGUAUGUGAGAAGCAUCGACCAAAGAAAAUUGGAGAUCUUCUUACGCUUCUGCACAGGAUCUACUGUGCUGUGCAAAGACACAAUUGAAGUAAUUUUUAACACAUUGUGUGGUUUAAGUCGCAGGCCUGUAGCACACACGUGUGGAGCAGUUCUUGAGUUACCAUGCACUUACAGCACAUACCCUGAGUUUCGCAAAGAAUUUGAUAAUGUCUUGUCUGGCGACUGCUUCACAAUGGAUAUUGUGUAGUGAAUGGAAAGCACAUCUAUCUUCUACACUGAGGUUAUUAUGGCAUUUGUCUGAUGCAAAACUGUUUCUACAGAUUUCCAUUUAUUGUUCUUAUUAAAACAGAGACCGUUUACAUUUCUUAAAUUGUUUUAUUUUCUUAUUUUUUCUUUAAAUUGUUAGUACAUUGAGAUUCAAUUUUUUUCCACAAGACAGUUUAAGUUUAAUAAUUUUGAUAAGUCAGCAGGGUCUGUUCUCAUAGGUGAAAGUCCCCUUUUGUACAAAUAUUACAUUUUCUCAUGUGCAUCUUUUAUACAAUUGUGACUCUGAAUGAUGUUCAGAAUUUUUGUCAUCAUUCAACAAAGAAAUUCCUGUUCAAUGCAAGUACAAUACAUUUCAUAUGGUUGUUAAGUUCUGUUGAUUUCCUCUUUCAUGUCCUGCUUUGUUUCUCUUUGUAGUCAGUGUGGAUAUAGUGACAUAUCAAUCCUAUUUGCACCUCAGUUUUGCUGCAAAAUGUUCUUAAUGUUUGUGGCAUAGCACUGUUCAAGUGUAGUCAGUGUGGACAUGUUGUAGCCCUGAAUAAUCUGAAUAAAAUUUAAUCUCAAAUUAGA
Messenger RNA from Entelurus aequoreus (snake pipefish), 2275 nucleotides. RefSeq lists its product as uncharacterized. The record is from RefSeq and is a predicted model, not a curated record. NCBI's taxonomy places the organism in Eukaryota, Metazoa, Chordata, Actinopteri, Syngnathiformes, Syngnathidae. Gene Ontology annotation, molecular function: ubiquitin-protein transferase activity. The transcript is spliced from 2 exons. Bases 345 to 1688 code for a protein of 447 amino acids.